AUGGCGGGGCAGAUCCGGGACAAGGACUGCCCCAAAGCCCACUGCCUGAAGCGGCCAACCGACGCCGCCAAGGUCUUGGAGUACUGGUCCCCCGCUCCUCUGCCUAAGGGGGACCCUGGGAAGGACGCCACCGCCCCCGCCGAGCUGCGCCAGCUGGCGGAGGAGGAGGCCGAGUUCUCCUCCGACUCCUCCGUGGGGAGCGAGCCAGAGGUGGAGAUCACCAGAGCCUCAGGGCCGCCACCGUCGGCCGCCCUGGGGAGGAAAACGCGCCGCGCCGUCAGGAAGAUCCAGCUGUUGAAAGCUGGGUUGGCGGCGGCACAGCAAGCGCUGAAGAGCUCGACCCGCAAGGGGGCGAGCAAAGUCCGGGGGGCAUCGGCGCCCCCGGCCACCACUGAGGUGGGGUCGGCGCUGGGCGGCCCCCUAGUCGAGGAGGAGGCGGCCCAAUCGCUGAUCCAGCUACGCGGGGAAGUGGCAUCCCCGCACGCUGGCUCUAGAACUCCGUCGGCCGCGCCGUUGAGGCUGAAGUUCCCGCUGCAUCGUAGUGGCGGGGCGACGCUCAGCGAUGCCAAGAGGAAGGCGGAGGAGUCGUCCAAUGAGGGCAGCUCCAGUGAUGCCGCAAAAUUGACCUCGCCGCGGGCGAGCCCGGUGAAGGGCCGAGCCCGCCGCGAGGAGGAGGUGGAGGCCAACAACAGGGUCUCCCCUCCUCCCCGCAAUGUGGAGAUGCAGGACCCGCCCCGCGAUGAAGGGGCGGUGAACGUUAGGGCCGGGGCCUUAGAUGUCCUGGCCAUCAAGGAGGUCAGGGCCGCUGAGGUCCCGGCCAUCGAGGCGGAAAGGGCCCGAGCCGAGCCCACCGAGGUGGUCAGGCCCCCGCCGGCGAAGGAGGAGGCCGAGGAGGACGAAUCACUCGGCAGGCACAUGGUCGAGUGCGCCAAGCUGAUCCACGAAUGGGCUCUUGUGGAUAUGUCGGAACAGGCCACCCAGGAGCUGGCCAGGGGGAGCGCCGCCCUCGGUCAGGUGGCGGAGCUCGAGGCCAGGGUGGCCGAGCUAGAGGCGCGGAGCCACCAUCUGAAGGCCGACAAGGUCAAGGCCGAGGAUGCUCUAUGCAAGGAGAAGCGCGAUAUAGCUGGAGGCCUGCACCAAGGCCAACGAGGAGCUGUAGAAGCUCCGAGAGAAGCGGAGGAGCAGGUGGCGCAGGGCCGGGCGACACUGGAUCGCCUGAGCAGGCCACUGGAGGCGCUGCUCGGGGCUUUUGAGCCCGAGGGCGUGGCGGCUGCCGAGAGCCUGGCUAAGAGGCUAGAGGCAUCCCGCGGCCGACUGGAGGCCUUCAUCCAGGGAGCUGCCGAGAAUGCUGUGCAGCACACCCUGGGUCUUGUGAAGACCCAUCUCCCUGAAGCGGACCUGGACCCAGUGGGAGAUGACAUCCCCGAAGACUGCUUGGAUGCCGAGUGGGAGGCCAACCACGCCGCCGUCCUGGAGAUCGCCGAGCGCGUCGUGGCCGAGCGGUAG
Molecule: messenger RNA, 1506 nt
Organism: Panicum virgatum (switchgrass)
Lineage: Eukaryota; Viridiplantae; Streptophyta; Magnoliopsida; Poales; Poaceae
Exons: 6
Coding region: 1-1506 (501 amino acids)
Source: RefSeq, a predicted model, not a curated record